AUGGAUGAUAAAACCAAUGGCCUCGUGGACACAGGAAAUAUGACUAUCCUUUUAGGGAAUAUUUCAAACACAAGUGUGCCUCCCAUCCCCUCUCCGGAGAAACUGUCUUUUACGAACGUGGCAGUUGGCAUUGUCAUCUUGGUCUCCUUAUUGGUGGGGACAGUUUCCAACGGCCUCUUCCUCUGGGUGCUGGGGAUGAAGAUGAAGAGGACGGUGAAUACCCUCUGGUUCUCACAUCUGAUUUUCACCUACUUACUUUUCUGCACCUUCCUGCCUUUCUUUGCUGUCUACAGCUUCUUUGGAUUCCACUGGGUCUUCGGCACAGUGGUUUGCAAACUCAUCAAUUCCUUAUUUUCGCUGACGAUGUUCACCACGGUCUUUCUCCUCACCGUCGUCAGCCUGGACCGCUACCUGCUCAUCUGUCAUCCUGUCUGGUCGCAACACAACCGCACAGUUCCCCGGGCACGGAGGCUAGUUGCAGGGGUGUGGCUCUCUUCCUUUGCUCUCAGCCUUCCCUACCUGGCUUUCCAGGAGACGCGAGUGCUGGAGACGGGCAGGACCACGUGCGUCAGCAACUUUGCAUUCUCCAGUGAUUGGGAUGAGCCUGAGACGCAGGGCUUGAGGGCUCGUCUUCACUUAGCUCUCUUUGUGGUCCGGUUCCUGCUGGCCUUCUUGCUUCCCCUCCUGGUCAUCACGAGCUGCCAUUGUAGGAUGGGCUGGGAGAUGAAGAAGAAAAGGCUGGUGAGGAACAGGAAGCCUUUCUGGGUUCUGGUGGCAGCCGUGGCUUCCUUCUUUGUCUGCUGGCUUCCCUUCCAUCUCUAUCACAGUUCAAUGACACAUUGGGGAUCGUUUAGAACAAUACGAUUGGUGUUGCGGGUGAUAAUGGUCCUGGGAGAGUGUUUCAACUUCUGUUUCACCCCCAUUCUCUAUCUGUUUGUGGGGGAGAAAUUCCAGCAGAUAUUCAAGACGUCCCUUCUGUGUCUGCUUAAGAGAAGCUUUACAGAUAUUCCCAUCAUCCCUAUGGACAAUGUCAGUGCCAAUGAGGAGGGCCACCAAAACACUAGCUUCGGCAGCUUGGAGCUGAGGAUCAUUUGUGGGAACAAUCGGCCAUCACCCUGA
Molecule: messenger RNA, 1119 nt
Organism: Euleptes europaea (tarantolino)
Lineage: Eukaryota; Metazoa; Chordata; Lepidosauria; Squamata; Sphaerodactylidae
Product: probable G-protein coupled receptor 33
Exons: 2
Coding region: 1-1119 (372 amino acids)
Biological process (GO): inflammatory response; phospholipase C-activating G protein-coupled receptor signaling pathway; complement receptor mediated signaling pathway
Cellular component (GO): plasma membrane
Molecular function (GO): G protein-coupled receptor activity; complement receptor activity
Source: RefSeq, a predicted model, not a curated record